This is a messenger RNA of Suillus subalutaceus, 1697 nucleotides long. Its product is annotated as putative pre-mRNA-splicing factor ATP-dependent RNA helicase DHX16. The coding region runs from base 56 to 1549 and encodes 497 amino acids. Gene Ontology annotation, molecular function: RNA binding. Gene Ontology annotation, cellular component: intracellular anatomical structure; catalytic step 2 spliceosome. NCBI's taxonomy places the organism in Eukaryota, Fungi, Basidiomycota, Agaricomycetes, Boletales, Suillaceae. The transcript has 8 exons. The record is from RefSeq and is a predicted model, not a curated record.
UUAGGAUAUCGCGAGAUUCAGGCCUGAACUGAGGUUGUUGAUUUCAAGCGCGACCAUGGAUGCUGAGAAGUUCAGCGAGUACUUUGACAACGCGCCAGUGUUUUAUGUUCCUGGGCGUCGAUACCCGGUCGACAUUCACUAUACACCACAGCCAGAGGCCAAUUACCUGCACGCAGCCAUCACCACCGUCUUCCAGAUCCAUACAACACAACCCAAAGGCGACAUCCUUGUGUUCUUUACGGGCCAAGACGAAAUCGAAGCAGCCCAAGAAAACCUGCAGGAAACCGCUCGAGCGCUCGGGAAUAAGAUCGCCGAGUUACUCGUUUGUCCAAUCUACGCCAACUUGCCCAGCGAUAUGCAAGCCAAGAUCUUUGAACCGACGCCGGAGGGCGCAAGGAAGGUCGUACUCGCUACAAACAUCGCAGAGACGUCAAUCACUAUCGAAGGUGUGGUUUUUGUCAUCGACCCCGGGUUUGUCAAGCAAAAUUCGUAUAAUCCUCGUACUGGCAUGUCUUCCUUGAUCGUGGUUCCGUGUUCUCGUGCGUCAGCCAACCAAAGAGCAGGCCGUGCAGGUCGUGUGGGGCCUGGCAAAGCUUUCCGGCUAUACACGAAAUGGGCGUUUUCAAACGAGCUCGAGGAGAAUACCGUGCCUGAAAUCCAGCGGACGAACCUUGGGAUGACUGUCCUGAUGCUGAAAUCACUCGGCAUUAACAACUUUAUGGACUUUGAGUUUAUGGACCCACCUCCGGGAGAGACGCUUAUCAGGGCACUAGAGCUGCUCUAUGCUCUUGGGGCAUUGAACGACCGUGGAGAACUGACCAAACUGGGUCGACGAAUGGCAGAGUUCCCUGUUGAUCCCAUGUUGUCCAAAGCCAUCAUUUCCAGCGAGAAGUACUCGUGUACUGACGAGGUGCUGACCAUUAUAUCAAUGCUCUCCGAGUCUUCGUCGCUGUUCUAUCGUCCCAAAGACAAAAAGAUGCACGCAGACCAAGCACGUCAAAACUUCGUUCGCGCAGGAGGAGAUCACUUCACGUUGCUCAACGUCUGGGAGCAGUGGGCCGAUACGAAUUAUUCGCAACAGUUCUGCUACGAGCAAUUCUUGCAGUUCAAGAGUCUCAGUCGGGCGCGGGAUAUUCGGGAUCAACUUGCUGGGCUUUGCGAGCGUGUUGAAGUCGUUAUUCAGAGUAAUCCCAACGCAAACGAUAUCAGCGCUGUGCAGAAAGCUAUCACAUCGGGGUACUUUUACAAUACUGCCCAACUCCAGAAGAGUGGCGACUCUUACCGGACGCUGAAGACGCAUCACACUGUAUAUAUCCACCCCUCAUCAAGCCUUUUCCAACAUCAACCGCCCGUCAAAACCUUGCUAUAUUAUGAGCUCGUCAUGACCUCAAAAUCAUACAUGAGACAAAUCAUGGAAAUUAAGCCGUCAUGGCUAAUGGAAGUCGCUCCUCAUUACUUCAAGGCUGCAGACCUGGAGCAGCUGACUACUGGUGAUAAGAAGUUGCCCAAUGCGAAAGCGGUUGGUUCGUCGGGGGCAGCAGCUUCAUGACGUGCGCCCUUUGGGUAGUGACCCAUGCUGGACUGCAUUUGGUAUUCCCUCGUAUCAUGAUUCAUAUGUUCCGGAUAGUAGUGCAUUAUUUGUGAUUUUGCAUUGGAGUUGUGGGUGUAUUGCCCAGGAUAAGCUUGUGGCCUGCACA